UAUUAACGAAGCUCCUUUUAUUUUUAUUUUUUAAAAAGAGAAAAAAAUCCGAAAAAAGGGAAAAAUAGACAUUCUCACAUCCCACAUUCAAAUCCGCUGCGAGAGAGAGAGGAAUAGAUCGACAGAGUUACUGAUAAAAGACCAAAAUACCCUUAACUUACGUGGAAAUGGCUUCUCUCAUACCCUUCUAAGCCAAAACCCUUCUGGAAGAAUACAGCCAAAGGUGUCCGGGUUAAUGAUUUUCAAGUUUAGCUUGGGAAUGUUUGCUUGAUAAUUCCAACGCCUUCAAAGCUGUGGUGAGAAAAAAGAAAGAAAGAAACAAGAAAGAAGAAGAAGAAAGCCUAUGUGACUUUCAUUAUUUUUGCAUGCAGUGUCGUUAUAAAGGAUAAGUAGGAAGUUGCCAACAAUUGGGAUUUCACUUGCAGGUUAUAAUCCAAACACCGGGCUGCAGGCAGACUUUUCUUUCAUUAGAGUUGAUAAAAGAUGAGCCAAGAGAACCAAGGCAAUAAUUCUGCUGCUACACCAAGUGUCCUCCCUGUGAAGCGUGGACGUGGUCGGCCUAGGAAGUAUGACAAUCCAUCUGAAAGGGAGGAGGCAAGGAGAAGGCGACGGCGGAGAACAGAUUCAGCUGCUCGUGCGGACAGUGUUUUGGUGGGCCAGAUAGUCUCUGGCGUUCUUGACGGGUCUUUUGAUGCUGGGUAUUUGCUCACCGUCAGAGUAGGUGAAACCGAUACCGUCUUGAGGGGCAUUGUGUUCAAGCCAGGGCUGUCUGUUCCUGUUUCUGCUGCGAAUGAUGUUGCGCCCCAUGCGAAGAUGUUCACGAGAAGUGGAGUCCCUCUUCCAGCUGCCCAACAGCAGAAUCCGGUGCCCGUUUUAAUUCCCCCAUCUGAAAUAAACAAUGGGGGGCCCAUGAGGAUCCUUCCGAGAAAUGUGCCUGCAUUUCCAUCCGAGCUUCACAUGGUGCACGUGGUGGGGACACAGCGGAUGGAUGAUAGCUCUCAUUCAAUGAAAGGACCAUUCAAAGAUGCCAAUCAUGUUAAUCAAGUUCCAGCACAGGUUUUGCAGCCUGAGAUUAAAACUGAAAUCUUGAGUCCCCGUCAUGCAGGACGGCAGGAUGAUGCCGAUCGGGCCAGGCUAGUUUCCCACCGUACUGAUCAGCCUCAGGUUGAGAAAGGAAAAUCAACUAAUAUGUCACCCAAAAAGGAGACUACUGAAGGAGCAGCUGGCAAGACCAAUCAGUUGCUUCUGAUUGCACCCCAGAAAGGAAUGUUGGAUUUAAUGGUGAGUACUGAUGGACCAUCAGAUGAUGUCAGCUGGGCACCUUCUGUUGCUGCCCAAGCCUUACCUUUGGAACCCAAAACUGAAAAACCUGUUGAGGUCUUGCAGGGAACUGAAGCUUCAUAUCAAACGAAAGGGCCAUUGAAUGGUGCAGCUGUACCCAAGCGUCUAAAGGAAAAGAAAAGGAAGGCCUUUUCAAUGGAUGGACCAGCUGAUGGGAGCCACCAGGCACCUUUGGUUGCUGUGCAAGAUAAGCACACCCAGCUUCCAGGGCAGACUCCCAAGAAAGACAGGAUUUCUCAUUCAACUAAAGUAACUAGAGAAGAUCUACAGUCUGGAUCAAAGACUGAUCGACAGCUAGAGACAUUGGUGGGAGAAGCCAUUCCAUUUGAACUGCGUGAUCUGCAAUCAGGACUUCGUCAGGAAGCGCUGGGGACCCAGGCAUCUACCAAUCCAACUGGGCUUGCCCAGAAAGAGAAUCCUGCCUCAAAAUGAUUCUGCUGCUCUUCCUCCGCCUUCCAGCAUAAGUGUGCGUGAUCAGUUGUUGAUGCAGGUUUUGUAGGGCCCAAGAGAACUGCAGUAGGUAAUAUACAUUGAGGUUGAGGCUGCACUGGCUGGACCCAUCUGGGUUCAGAUAAUUAUAUAAUCUUUGACCCAACGAUGUUGGUAACAGUAUCAAUCCAGCCUUAAAAAAAAAAAAAAAAAAAAAACAAACAUGCGGUGCCCAUGGUUUAGUGAUCCAGGCUGUUGAUUUGAUGGUCCUCACCAUGGAAAGUCCAUGCCCUGAAAACGACCCUGAUUGGAAAAUCCUAGACAUCUAGUAUUUGGCCUCUGUUCUUGUAGAAUGUGGAACAUACUUAUCGACCAUCUAAUCUGCAGGUUGUGGGUUGAAGGACUAGGAUUGUUCCAUUGGGGAUUUUUGAGGUAUGACAUUUCCAUUUGAAGUCCCAUAUGAUCAAUGCCAUGGUUUGGUGAACAAUGGAGCCCAUGUGCACAAAAUCAAGGCCUGUCGAGGAUCAUAUAAUUCCACAGGAAUCAAAGUGAUGUGCCGACUAAGGCCAUGACGGUUGUGACUGAUGCUGACAUUUGGAUCUUAUACAUUCUUAGCUAGGAUUUUCAAUAGAUAAAACUAACCUCUGUAAUCUUGUAUCCUAAACAAUGUAUUGCUCUAUUCAUGACUUUCAUCAAUCUGCUAUUGCCA
Messenger RNA from Magnolia sinica, 2479 nucleotides. RefSeq names its product protein METABOLIC NETWORK MODULATOR 1-like. The record is from RefSeq and is a predicted model, not a curated record. The transcript has 4 exons. Bases 484 to 1773 code for a protein of 429 amino acids. NCBI's taxonomy places the organism in Eukaryota, Viridiplantae, Streptophyta, Magnoliopsida, Magnoliales, Magnoliaceae.